UCCAGAGAGAGAGAGAGAGAGUCAUGGGGACCCAUCCACCGCCCAUAAGCACGCAGUCUUUCUGCAAUCAAAUCUAGUUUGGAUCUGUUCUUCUCCUCAAUCUAACCCUAACCCAACACUGCAUCUUCUCCCAAAAUAAGAGAACAAGCUUCAACCUUUUUCUCUUGUUUUUCUUUCUUUCUUUCCUCUUCAACGGAAACUCCAAUUUACACCGCUUUCCCAUUGAAAACCCCACCAAUUGAACGUUUUUAGAGGCAAGUUGAGGUAGUACAAGUCAAAUUAAUCUCAAUCACAACUUAAUUGGUGACCUGGCCUAGCACCAAUUUCAAUCUCCUAUUUCCCUUUCCAUCGUCAGUUUCAACCUGGAACUUGUCACUACUCACUACAAAGUUGGAUUCAUCAAAUUAACAAGAUCGAUCUUCCAGAAAAAGCCAAGCCAGCAUCAAGAAGAGAGAGUGCUCACUGUCACUGGUCAAAUAUAACAAAUCAUAUUACAGCAAUGGAUCCAAUCUCGGCACAUGGUCAUUCCCUCCCCCCUCCUUUUCACACAAGAGAUCUCCAUCUGCAUCACCAGCAACAACAACACCAGUUCCAAAGCUUAAACCAAGCCACCGAGGACGAGAACAGCGGCAGCAGCGGCGCGCAGAAAAGGGAACGCGAAGAAAAUAGCAACAACAACGAAGGUGCAGGUGAGGCUGAGAUAACAAGAAGACCUCGAGGAAGACCAGCAGGGUCCAAGAACAAGCCCAAGCCACCUAUUAUCAUCACCCGCGACAGCGCCAACGCCAUGAGAACCCACAUGAUGGAGGUGGCAGACGGAUGCGACAUCGUGGAAAGCGUGUCUGAGUUUGCCAGGAAGCGCCAGAGAGGGGUUUGCAUCAUGAGUGGCACUGGAACGGUCAACAAUGUGACCCUCAGGCAACCGGCUUCGUCCGGUUCGGUUGUGACUCUUCACGGAAGGUUCGAGAUCUUGUCCCUUUCGGGAUCGUUCCUUCCACCACCUGCGCCGCCGGCUGCAUCAGGUUUAACCAUUUAUUUGGCCGGUGGCCAGGGACAAGUGGUGGGAGGAAGUGUUGUUGGAACACUGGUUGCUUCAGGACCCGUGGUGAUCAUGGCCGCUUCGUUUAGCAACGCUGCUUAUGAGAGGCUUCCUUUGGAGGACGAGGAUCCUUCGCUGCAAAUGCAAGGAGGUUCUAUUGGGUCACCCGGUGCAAGUGGUGUUGGUCAGUCACAGCUUCUAGGAGGGGAUGCAACUGCUCCACUUUUCCAUGGUUUGCCUCCUAACCUUCUCAAUUCUGUUCAAAUGCCAUCUGAGCCAUUCUGGGCGGCAUCUGCUCGCCCGCCUUUCUGAUUAGAGGAUCUGAUUCAAUAAAUUCUUGUGAUUUUAUUGACCAAUUUGACUGCGGAGCUCAUUCAAAUGUGCUGAAAAGAGGUGAUAUGAGAAAGUUAUAUGUUGUUUUCAUAAGUUCAAAUAAACUCUUCCAAUUGUCCCAUCAGUGUCACCAUAAGUACUUCUACAUUGCUGCUGUUCUCUUCACUACUCUUAUAGUUUUCUGUUAGCUUUUGUGAUGGUGGUGGUGGGGGACAUGGCAAGACAUUCAUUAAGUUAGGGGUGUUGAAAGUAGGAAUGGAGGUUUCUUAAUUGCUUCUAUAAUUUGUGUGUCAUUUUGAUUAUUAGGUGAUGAUAUAAAAUGUUUUCUUUUACAUUUACUCGAGACUGUAAUUAAACUGAUGAACUUUUAUAUCCUUGGUGAGUUUGAUUAAUUCUGUUGAUGGCAA
This is a messenger RNA of Glycine soja, 1779 nucleotides long. RefSeq names its product AT-hook motif nuclear-localized protein 24-like. The transcript is spliced from 2 exons. The record is from RefSeq and is a predicted model, not a curated record. Bases 500 to 1351 code for a protein of 283 amino acids. Gene Ontology annotation, cellular component: nucleus. Gene Ontology annotation, biological process: vegetative to reproductive phase transition of meristem. Gene Ontology annotation, molecular function: minor groove of adenine-thymine-rich DNA binding; DNA-binding transcription factor activity. NCBI's taxonomy places the organism in Eukaryota, Viridiplantae, Streptophyta, Magnoliopsida, Fabales, Fabaceae.